This is a messenger RNA of Lottia gigantea (owl limpet), 2934 nucleotides long. RefSeq lists its product as hypothetical. The transcript has 13 exons. The coding region runs from base 1 to 2934 and encodes 977 amino acids. NCBI's taxonomy places the organism in Eukaryota, Metazoa, Mollusca, Gastropoda, Lottiidae. The record is from RefSeq and is a predicted model, not a curated record.
AUGACACCAGAUUAUUCCAUGUCUUUGUCUAGGCGAAUACUAGUGAUGCAUAAAAUCAAAGCAACAUGGAAUGAAGCAUAUGCACAAUGUGUUGCUGAUGGUGGACAACUUAUGAAAUACUAUUCCAUAGAAGAUGAUAAAGCUCUCGAUAAGUGGCUCGGGGGUGGUCCGAGCGAAGAUUUUUGGAUUGGAUUGAACUCAGAUAGUACGAGUACGGGCAACGAAAAUGACUUUGUGUAUGCUGAUUGUCAAAGUAUAUCUACAUCAUGGACUAAAUGGGAGGGUGGUUUCAAAAGCGAAGGGGAAAAGGGCUGUGUUGUAGCAAAGAAGGACACAAGGACAUGGUAUAGAGAAGUUUGUUCGACUGAAAAAUAUUUUCUGUGCGAAAAACUAGAGGGUCCAUGCACAUAUGAAUCUGUAAACUCAGAUUGUGUAAGUUCUGGAGGAGUAACACAACCAUUUGUGUCCAAUAGUGGCAGUGAAUGUCGUGAAAAAUGUGACACUGAAAUUAUGAAUAGCAAACACUGUUUUGCAUAUAGUCUAGAUUCAAACUGCGUGCUAUAUUUUUCAACGAAUCCAUAUUUCUGUGAUAAUGCAUCAGGAAACACAAAUACUCAUCUACGAAGGUGUUACUCGUAUGAAACGAGUAACCAGAAACCUUUAUCUGCGAAUACAAAGGCUGGCCCGAAUGCACGAACUUGUACGAGUUAUGUACCGCCUACCACAACAACAACUACUACUACAACUCAAUCGCCAACAACUACGACUCAACCACCAACUACUACAACUGAACAACCAACCACUACGACUACAACUGAACAACCAACCACUACGACUACACCCUCGACCACGACUCAGCCGCCAACCACUACGGCUGAACGUACUACAACAACCACAGUACCAACAACAACAACCACUACUUCACCAAAUACUACGGCCACUACCUUACCACCACCUACUAGUCCUACUACCACAAGCUUAACGACAACAACCACCCCAUCGCCAACUACAACCACAACAUCAGCGAAUGCUACGGUUACUACCAGCCCGACUCAGCCACCAAUUACAAUACCUACAACCAAUUCACUAUCAAGCACCACAACUAAACCACCAUCAACGACAACCACUAAUUUACCCCCAACUACUAGCACAAGCUUUGUUGUGGCAACAUCCUCGUUUAUUCAAAGCACCCAAACAUCACAGGAAACAUCGACAGAUACAAGGCAAUGUAUAUGUGAUAUUUGUGGUACAAGAAAUCUCACAUCAAUUCAAGAAGAAAUGAAACAAGUAAUGAACUAUUUAAAAGUGAACAACGCAAAAUUAUCAUCUACCAGACGUAAAAAAGAAUCAGCCGCAGACGAGAGACCUUCUGCUCAAAAUAUAGGUAUGUUACGGAUUUGUGCAGCUCCAUUGCUUGUAUUUUUACUUUUCUUUAUGACAGAUGUAUCGUAUUGUUUACUUCGAGAAUUUGUAUUGUAUACCCAAAAAACAUCAUGGAAUGAUGCUUAUGUAAAAUGUAAACAGGACGGAGGUCAAUUAUUAAAACUGUAUUCAAAAGAAGAAGAUUUAGCGCUGGAGAGAUUAAUGAACAAAGACCCGAAUGACGAUUUUUGGAUAGGUUUAAACACAGACGAUCCUAAUGCUCGAUGGGAGUCCGAUUUUAAAUUUGCUGAUUGUCAACCAUUGUCGUGGAGUAAUUGGGACAAUGGAUUCAAACAAGAAAGUCAUAAACAAUGUAUUCUCGUCAAGAAAGACACUCGCCUCUGGUACAGAGAAGACUGUUCCCAGGAAAGUAGUUUCAUUUGUGACAUACCAAAGGGUGAUUGUACAUAUGAAAAAAACAUUCGAGACUGUCCGACUGCAUAUGAAGAUAAACAAAUAAUUGACAAACAAACCAGAGAGAAUUGUCAAUAUUUAUGUGAAAAGGAGAUAAAAAAUGGAAAGAAAUGUUACGCCUAUCAUUUCUCAAAAUUGUGUGUCCUGUACCAUUCCAGCGACCCAUAUUUCUGUGAAAAAAGUGGAGGAACAAUUAGUGUGCAUUUACGAAGAUGUUAUUCAUUUCGAGUGUAUACGGAGGAUGUAACAGUAGCCCAGGUGUUUAGUUCGCCUAAGGUCCGGACUUGCACUAUCUACGACCUAAAUUCUAUAGCCACAACUACCGAAUCUACUGAAUCCACAACAACUACCCAUCCUGCGACUUCAAGUGCAAGAACAACCACCAAACCUGUAACUACAACAACAGCUAUACAAACCACGACUUCAUCCACCACAUCCGAAUCUAAGACAACAACGGCUACACAACUUACGACUUCAUCCAUCACUUUCCAACCUACAACCAAAUCAACAACUAGGACUUCUAAUACAACUGACCAAGCCACGACUUCGAAUACAACCACUCAAUAUGCUACUGUUCCUAGGAAUUCAACCACCACAGCACAACUCUCAUCUUCAAUCACCCAAUCUAGAAAUUCAACUACGUCCACAACAAGAGCUACAUCACAAACGACUUCAAUCGCGCAAUCUCUGGCUAUAGGAGAGUCAUCUAAUACUACUUCACCAACUACAACUUUAAACACGGCCACUUCAACUUCGAGCGAUGCAACUACAGAACUAUCUAGAACUGCGACCACUGCAACCAGAUCUCAAACUACAGUAUACAACACAACAGAACCUAAUCUCGAAUCACAAUCUCCGAACACCUCACCGUGGUCAAUAGGAACGACAGAAGAGGCGGCAAAAUCUGAGUUUUGUGUCUGCGAUGCUUGUGGAAAGAGAAACAUGACAGCUAUUGAAGAAGAAAUGAAACAAGUUAGAAAAGAUUUAAAAGUGAACAAUGCAGAAUUAUCAUCCACAAGACGUAAAAAACAGUCAGCCACCGACAAUAGACCAUCCGCUCAAAAUAUAGGAUAUAACAAAGAUAUAUUCAGAUAUUAA